Molecule: messenger RNA, 3746 nt
Organism: Oncorhynchus gorbuscha (pink salmon)
Lineage: Eukaryota; Metazoa; Chordata; Actinopteri; Salmoniformes; Salmonidae
Product: caspase recruitment domain-containing protein 10-like
Exons: 24
Coding region: 150-2720 (856 amino acids)
Biological process (GO): regulation of apoptotic process
Molecular function (GO): protein binding
Source: RefSeq, a predicted model, not a curated record
UCCCAGGUACAACACAACCAGCUUCUCAACGCAAUAGCAUAACCAUACUGGAAUAGUAGUUUACGUUUCUAUGUAGUCAUGAUUUGAUCAAAAUCAAAAGUGGAAUAUCUGUCUGAGGAGUUUGCUUACAACACGAUCAAUCCUUGACAAUGAGUGGCAUCACAGUAUUGGUGAAGGAUUAUGACACGGGACAAGAAGAGGGGCGGCCGGUGUCCCCGUUCUCCGAGGAGUGCUGUGAGGAGCUGUGGGACCGGGUGGAGGGGGUGAGGCACAAGCUGACCCGCAUCCUGAACCCAGCCAAGCUCACCCCCUACCUGAGGCAGUGCAAGGUCAUCGACGAGCAGGAUGAGGAUGAGGUCCUCAACUCCACCCAGUACCCACUACGUAUCAGCAAGGCUGGACGUUUGAUUGACAUCCUGCAUGGGCGGGGCCAGCGUGGCCUGCAGGCCUUCAUGGAGUCUUUGGAGUUCUACCACCCCGAGCAAUACACUCAGCUCACUGGACAACAGCCCACCCAGCGCUGCUCCAUCAUCUUGGAUGAGGAGGGUCCAGAGGGCCUGACUCAGUUCCUGCUGCUUGAGGUGCGUAAGCUGAGGGAGCAGCUACGGGGGAGCCAAGUGUGUGAGCGCCGCCUGUCCCAGCGUUGCCGUGUGGCCGAGGAGGAGCGCAGCCGGGCUGAACGCAAGACACUGGACCUACGACAUGACCGGCUGCAAAUGGAGAGGCUGCGUCAGGACUGGGAGGCAGGCAGCAGGGAGCUGGGCCGGCUGAAGGACAGACACCUGGAACAGGCUGUGAAAUACUCUCGUGCCCUGGAGGAUCAGGCCAAGGCCUCCGCACGUGAGAGAGAGCUACUGGAACAGAUGGAGCAGCUGAAGACCAGACUGAUGGAGGCAGAGAAAGAGACUGACAGUAGUCCUGUCUCUAUUGCUCCAGUCAGAAGGAACAGGAGUGUCGCCCAUCGGACGAACGACGCCCCCGCUGUUCCCGAGAAGAGGGAGAAGCCACUGCAGCACAUUGACAUUCAGAAGUCAGGUCACAUUGAAACACAGGCUCUGUUGGACAUCCUGAAGCAGGACCGCAGGGAGGCAGCAGAGCAGAGACACGAGCUGUGUGGCAACAUCGCCAGAUUACAGGGAGAGCUGGAGAGCUCUGAGGAUUUCAGGGACAAGCUGGAGUCUCAGUGUGAGCAGCUGCAGCUGAAGGUGAGGACUCUGCAGCUGGACUGGGAGACGGAACAGAAAAGGACCAUUUCCUACUUCAACCAGAUUAUGGAGCUGGAGAAGGAGAGGGACCAGGCUCUGCGCAGUCGAGACAGCCUGCAGUUGGAGUAUACUGACUGCCUAUUGGACAAGAACCGCCUGCGUAAACGCAUCGCAGAGCUUCAGGCCAAUCUAGAGCAGCAGCAGAGAGAGCUGGAGAAAGAGAAGGACAGGAGCAGGGAGCAGAGUUUGCCCUGUAUACACUGUUCUCACCUGUCUCUGUGCAGCGAAGACCAGUGCUACGGGCCCUGCUGCUCCCUAGACCUCAGUCCUCUGCCCAACGGCACUCACCAGCUGCUCUGCAAGUCUCCCUCUACAGACCAAACCCAUGACCACUCCGAAGGUUCCCGCUCAAACUCAGAGGAGAAUCUCUUGACACCAACAGUGGACAGUGAAAGGGAUGUUAACAGGCUCUCCAUCUUCCCCUUCCCUCCCUGCAUGAACUCCAUCAACCGCAGGGUCAACAUAGAGUUUGACCUGGACUCCUGGGGCAGUGAUGAGAAUGAGAACCUCACAGGAGUCCAGAGUGAGGUCUCCCUGUCGAACUCCUGUAGCUCCCUGCAUUCCCACUUCUUCCCCCCUGACCUCAUCAACCUGCCCCCUGUCCCACCUCACAAACCCAACUACAGCAGUCUUGGUUUCGUGCCCCUGUCCCCCGUACCUAGUCCCCCCACUAUGCCCAAAAGAGGAAGAGGCAGCCUGGCAGAUGACAUCACCAUCAUUGGGGGCAACCGCACAGGCAUCUUUGUUAGCAGCGUCAGAGCUGGUUCUCCUGCUGAGCAGUGGGGUCUGAAGGAGGGCAGUGAGUUACUGGAGCUGGAGAAGGUUCUGUUUGGUGGGGGCAGUGUGCUGAUGGGCCAGUGCACUGGAGAGGUGGCCCACUUCUCUCUGCAGUGGUGGACAGAGCCCUCUUCUCUCAAACACCAGACCAACACAGAGGCAUACUCCAAGUUAUGUGCCCAGCUCCCUUCUCCUACCUUCCACGGUGCUGACUCCUUCUACGUGCGCGUCAACCUGGACCUGGACCCUCAUAGCGACCUGCCCUGUCUGGGGGUGCGCUGUGAUGACAUAAUACACGUCACUGACACCCGUUACAAUGGGAAGUACCAGUGGCGCUGCACCCUGGUAAACCCCGGCACAGCCAAGCCCUUGCAGGCGGGGGUCAUGCCCAAUUACAACAGAGCCCAGCAGCUGUUAUUGGUGAGGUUACGUACCAUAGCCCUGGAGCAGAAGGAUUUCAAGAAGAGAGUAUCCAAGAAGGGCUCUGAACGUGUGCGAUUGGUCAAGGCUGUGUCCCCCAGCUGUCGUGGGAUUGGUUCCACCCCACAGGUCCUUUACACACUCAGCAACCGUCACGAGGAGCACCUGAUUCCUUACAGUAUGGUCCAGCCAAUACAGGUCAAGACCAAACGGCCUGUCAUCUUCUCCCCCUCUCCCUACUCUCUCGUGGCCUCAUAGAGAGACUGCUUCAGCCAGCAAAGUCUGGACUGGACUUCAACACCUGCCAACCAGAUAUGUUGUCUCUCUACCACUUCUCAUGGAGUGAUGUAUUUCAGAGCCAAUCCAGGCCACAGAGAGAAAUGAUAAGAGUGUUUUCCUGCUAGAUGCUUCCACCCCAGAGCAGGCUCUUGGAAUCAGUCUGCAGUCUAUUCAGGAAGUAAUAAGCCAGGACAAGCACUGUCUGUUGGAGCUAGGCCUGAGUAGUGUGGAGGGCCUUCUGAGGCAGGGGAUCUACCCUAUCGUCAUUAAUAUCCGACCCAAGAACAAAAAACACAAGAAGUUAAAGAAGUUGCUGACCGGGCGAGGGGAGGAUGGCGUGAUGCAGGAGGUGUGUCAGGCGGACGAGCAGCAGCUGGAGACCCUGCCCCUACUCUACCACACUUUGGAAUCCAGCACCUGGAGCUGCACCGAGGAUCUGCUUCUCGCCAUACGCAAUGUCAUCCACACCCAGCAGAAGGCACUGCUGUGGGUUGAGUUGGAAAGGCUCCAAUAGAUCCCAAUGUCAUCCACAGCCAGCAGAAGGCACUGCUGUGGGUUGAGUUGGAAAGGCUCCAAUAGAUCCCAAUGUCAUCCACAGCCAGCAGAAGGCACUGCUGUGGGUUGAGUUGGAAAGGCUCCAAUAGAUCCCAAUGUCAUCCACAGCCAGCAGAAGGCACUGCUGUGGGUUGAGUUGGAAAGGCUCCAAUAGAUCCCAAUGUCAUCCACAGCCAGCAGAAGGCACUGCUGUGGGUUGAGUUGGAAAGGCUCCAAUGUUAUCACCCAGUUUUAUUGUUGUACUUAGCUAAAUUUGAUACAAUUGAAGAUACAUUUCACACACACCCAUAUAGAUACCUAGUUCUACCACUGUAAAUGUGAAGUUUCAUGUUCAUAUGAUGAAUUUAACCUUACAAGCUCAGUAGUAACGUGUCUUUAUGUUUUAAUGUUGUAUUUCUUGUCUACCUAUGCUAAACAUCAGCAUUAAACAACCUUCAUUAGUUAACAGAG